CUUUUGGUUGCUAGAGGAGUUCUUCGAGUUUUCUCGAGUUCUCUUGUUCUUCUUUUUGCCACUGCUUGGUGGAAAUUUUUUUUCUUGGUGCCAUGGGUUCGUCGGCUGGAUUGGAGGGUCCAUUCCAUUUCAAGCUCAGCAAUGGAGCUUCGAUCCCGGCGGUGGGUCUUGGAACUUGGCAAGCGGAGCCCGGUUUGGUUGGAAAGGCUGUGAAGACUGCCCUGGAAGUUGGUUAUCGUCAUAUUGAUUGUGCUAGCGUCUAUGGAAACCAGAAAGAGAUCGGCGAGGCCUUGAGCGAAGUUUUCAAAUCCGGGAUUGUCAAGCGCGAGGAUGUGUGGAUUACUUCUAAACUCUGGAACACCGACCAUGAUCCGGAGGACGUGCCAAAAGCGCUGGAGGCAACUCUCAAAGAUCUCCAGCUCGACUACUUGGAUCUCUAUCUCAUCCACUGGCCUAUUCGAUUCAAGAACAGCGUCCAAGGAAUGAACACAAGCCCCGAGAGCUUCAUCGCUCCAGACAUCCCGGGGACCUGGCGAGCGAUGGAGAAGCUCGUCGAUUCGGGCAAAGUCCGAGCGAUCGGCGUGAGCAACUUUUCCUGCAAGAAGCUCGAAGAUCUGCUCAACACCGCGAGGAUUCCACCCGCAGUGGACCAGGUGGAAUGCAAUCCACUGUGGCAGCAAAACAAGCUUCGCCAGUUUUGCAAGACCAAAGGAGUCCAUCUCUCGGGUUACUCGCCUCUUGGAUCGACAGGAACGAGUGUGCUCAGCGACCCGGUUGUCAAGGAGAUCGCCGAGAAGCUUGGAAAGUCCCCGGCACAGGUUGCUCUGAGAUGGGGGAUCCAAUCUGGAAACUCUGUUCUUCCCAAGAGCACCAAUGCCGACCGUCUCAAGUCCAACCUGGAGGUCUUCGAUUUCACCAUUGCAGAGGAGGACCUCCAAAAGUUCUCCAAGAUCUCCCAGAAACGGGGCAUGCCUGGGAAUGAAUGGGUGAACGACUCCACCAGUCCAUACAAGAGCGUCAAAGAGCUCUGGGACGGAGAAAUAUAAACCGCUGCAAGCUUUGCCACGCUGAUUUCUUCUGCUUGAAUCUGUCACAACUUCCAAGUUAAGAACUUCUGAUGAAUAAGAAAGUUUGAAGUCCUGCCAAUUCCAAGUCGAUAUUCUCCCAGCUAUGCCGGUACGAUUGCGAGUACUCUAGUGGAAUAUGUACGAGUUGUAGUCCUUAUCCUGGUUGUGAUUCAUGAGAGUGCUAACGCCAUCUGUGUGACAAAUGUGACUGGUAAACUGCCUCUUUGUCCUGGGUGUCUGCUCUGACACGAAAGGCCCCAGAGUAUCACUCUUAGGCCUCGGGACGA
Messenger RNA from Selaginella moellendorffii, 1354 nucleotides. Its product is annotated as NADPH-dependent aldo-keto reductase, chloroplastic. The transcript has 7 exons. Lineage: Eukaryota; Viridiplantae; Streptophyta; Lycopodiopsida; Selaginellales; Selaginellaceae. The record is from RefSeq and is a predicted model, not a curated record. Gene Ontology annotation, cellular component: cytosol. Gene Ontology annotation, molecular function: aldose reductase (NADPH) activity. The coding region runs from base 93 to 1046 and encodes 317 amino acids.